Molecule: messenger RNA, 1185 nt
Organism: Vicia faba (fava bean)
Lineage: Eukaryota; Viridiplantae; Streptophyta; Magnoliopsida; Fabales; Fabaceae
Source: the annotation of a GenBank genome assembly
AUGGACUUGCUUAUAGCUAUCCCUUUGAUAAUUUCUAUUGUGUUUUGCAACUCAUGGUUUGCAUUUGGUGAAAAUACCUAUGAUGUACUAAAAUAUGGUGCCAAAGGAGAUGGCAAAUUUGAUGACACACAAGCAUUUGAGAAAGCAUGGAAAGAUUUAUGUGGAACAAAUCAAGUGACUCCAACCCUUGUUGUACCAGCUAAACAUACAUUUCUUGUGCAUCAAACAAGAUUCAAAGGUCCUUGUAAAUCUCAAAAUCUUCAUAUUCAGAUUGAUGGAAAUAUACUAGCACCAUUGAGAAAUGACUGGGGUUCAUGUUCAAAAAGAUGGCUUCAUUUUCAUACUGUGCCUGGUAUGACAGUUGAUGGAUCAGGAGUGAUCAAUGGCAGAGGUGAAGAUUGGUGGAGAAAUUAUAAUGCAACCAAAGGAUGUAUUGGAUCACCUACGGCUUUACUAUUUGAAAGAUGUGAUAGACUUCAACUAAACGGGCUCACACAUAUAAAUGGUCCAGGAUUUCAUGUAUAUGUAGUCCAUAGCAAAGAUGUAACAAUCUCACGUAUUAAUAUAAGUGCUCCAACAUAUAGUCAUAAUACUGAUGGAAUUGAUAUCUCAAAUUCAGUUAGGGUAAAUGUUCACGACUCUGUAAUACAAAGUGGUGAUGAUUGCAUUGCUAUUAAAGGUGGUUCACAAUUCAUUAAUGUCACUCAAGUUACAUGUGGGCCUACCACUCAUGGCAUUAGUGUGGGGAGUUUAGGAAAUGGUCAAGAUGAAGAAUUUGCAGAAAUUAUAAACGUCAAGAAUUGCAUAUUCAACGGAGCUUCUAGUGCAGCUAGAAUCAAGACAUGGCCGGGGGGAAGAGGAUACGUUAAAUCUGUUAUUUACGAUCAGAUCAUAGUCAAUAAUGUAAAGAAUCCCAUACAAAUUGAUCAACAUUACAUGAAAACUCCAGAAAAGAAAGAGGCACUUAAAGUGAGUGGUGUAACAUUUAGUAAUAUUCAUGGAACAUGCGGUGGAGAAAAUCCUAUUGUGCUAGAUUGUGCCAAGAUAGGGUGUGACAAUGUUAACUUGUCACAAAUCAGCAUUACACAAGUUAAUCCAAAGAAGCCAAGUAAAACAAUAUGCAAUAAUGUUAAAGGAACAACAAAUACUAAUGUUUCACCUCCCUUACACUGUGUACAAACAUAA